Messenger RNA from Peniophora sp. CBMAI 1063, 543 nucleotides. The record is from the annotation of a GenBank genome assembly. Lineage: Eukaryota; Fungi; Basidiomycota; Agaricomycetes; Russulales; Peniophoraceae.
AUGAAGUUCUCCGUUAGCUUCGUCUCCCUCUCUCUUGCCGUCAACGCGAUAGCGUCUCCCUUCAAGCGCGAUGCUGCCACCGUUGAAGCAGACAUCGCUACCAUCACCUCCCAGGUGUCUGCACUGAACGACGCGAUCACGCAGUUCGGGACCAGCAAGUCGCUCACGGAUGCGCUGGCCAUUCAUAGCGAUGCGGGGACUCUGGAGACGGCCAUCAAUCAGGCGACGAGUGACACGAACGCCAGCGAUGCAUUCACCGAGGAUGAAGGCGCCACCAUUCUUUCUGCCAUUCAGAACCUGGAGCCUAAUAUCAUUGCCGCUCUCCAAAACCUCGACAGUCAGCACGAUAAUUUUGCCUCGCAGCCGAUCGCAGGUCUCGACGCAGUCGUCGAGUCUGACCUGAAUACCCUGAACACCGACACGACCGCCUUCGAGAACGCUCUACUUUCCAAGGCUCCGGCCGACAUUCAAUCUCAGGCGCAAGCCUCCGUUGCCGAUAUUAAUUCCGCUUUCCAGGCUGCAAUUGCUACUUAUGCGUCGUAA